GCUGGCUAUGACGUCAGGGAGACGAUGGAGAGACGUAAAGGCAGACCGGUGUUGCCCAUCAGUUAUAGCAGUACCUGCCGCAAACUUAUUCACAUUUCACCAUGCUCUCCAUGUCCGACUUCGCUUCCUGUGGCAGCUAUGAGGAGUGCAGCGCCACGGCGGACUGGCUGCGCGCCCACACGCAGGUGCGCCCGAAGGUGGGGAUAGUGUGCGGCUCGGGUCUGGGGGGGCUGGCGGAAAUGCUGAAGGACCCUCAGGUCUUCAAAUACAGUGACAUUCCCAACUUCCCCAGCAGUACAGUGCACGGUCAUGCGGGUCAGCUGGUGUUCGGCACGUUGAAGGGGAAGCCGUGUGUCUGCAUGCAGGGCAGGUUCCAUCUGUACGAAGGAUACCCCAUCCAGAAGAUCACGUUACCCAUGCGCGUCUUCAAGUUGAUGGGGGUGGAGACCAUGAUCAUGACCAACGCAGCGGGGGGGCUCAACCAGGACUACAAGGUGGGCGAUGUGAUGAUCAUCAAGGACCACAUCAACAUGCCGGGAUUUGCUGGGAUCAGCCCGCUGGCUGGGCCUAAUGAUGACCGGUUUGGCGUUCGCUUCCCUUGCAUGUCUGACGCCUACGACCGCGAGCUGCGGCAGCUGGCGCACGAUGUGGCGGCAGAGCUGGGCUACUCGGACUUCCUGCAGGAGGGGGUGUACUGCGUCCUCGGGGGGCCCUCCUUCGAAACGAUCGCAGAGUGUCGGAUGCUGCACAGUCUAGGCGCAGAUGCAGUCGGAAUGAGCACAGUCCACGAGGUGAUUGUGGCCCGCCACGCUGGAAUGAGAUGCUUCGCCCUGUCUCUGAUCAGCAACCGGGCGGUGAUGGACUAUGACAGCCAGGAGAAAGCCAACCACGAGGAGGUGCUGGAGACGGGCCGCCUGAGGGCCCAGCAGCUGGAGAAGAUGGUGUCCACCAUCGUGGCUCGGCUCGACAACGACAACAACAACUCUUUCUGAGCGCAGAUCGGACGCCCUGCUCCACCCAGCAGCAGCACGUUUCUAACAAACACUUCUACAGGUUUUUAGCAAAGAAUUUGAAUGAUAUAUUGUGUCUUAUUAUUCUAUUAGUCUUACAAUCAAUCCCUAACACUGGUCUAUCUGAUACACUCCGUUAAUUUUAUUGUUUACACUUUUUAGCCUUUAAAUGUAUAAAGUCAAAUGUUUCCCUGCUGCUCUUCAUCGCCAGCACAUAAAACCUGACUUGAGUUUUUAAUUUAAUCUAAAUGUUGAAAAGUAUUUAAGGUUCUAGACUUUCACAUUCCCGGAUGUCUGUGCAAAACGAGGGUUUAAGGUGUGCAUGUCUUCAAUGGAGGCUGAUGUAUUUACAAUUCACCUGUAAAAUAUGUUGAAAUAUUUAUACUAAAAGUUAUUUAAGAUAUGUUGUUUUUUUUUAAGAAUUAAAAUGAAAAAGGGAAGAUGUAUAUGUUAAGGGAAUGUCUCCAAAGUAUUUAAAUGAAAUUCUUUACCACUGUUAAUCCACAGGCUGGAUGUUGGACAGUCUGUGCUUUUGUAUGUAUAAACUGUACAACCAGUGGAUAGAACUUUACAUUAAACUCUAAACCUGGAAA
Messenger RNA from Oryzias melastigma (Indian medaka), 1603 nucleotides. It is a transcript of the gene pnp5b, whose product is annotated as purine nucleoside phosphorylase 5b. Bases 102 to 992 code for a protein of 296 amino acids. Lineage: Eukaryota; Metazoa; Chordata; Actinopteri; Beloniformes; Adrianichthyidae. Gene Ontology annotation, biological process: nucleoside metabolic process. Gene Ontology annotation, cellular component: cytoplasm. Gene Ontology annotation, molecular function: purine-nucleoside phosphorylase activity. The record is from RefSeq and is a predicted model, not a curated record. The transcript has 6 exons.